Racocetra persica is the source of this 160-nucleotide messenger RNA. NCBI's taxonomy places the organism in Eukaryota, Fungi, Glomeromycota, Glomeromycetes, Diversisporales, Gigasporaceae. The record is from the annotation of a GenBank genome assembly.
AGUUCACGUGAUUGCUAAAAAUUUGGGUGUUGUAGUUAAAAAUUUAAUGAAGCAAAAUGCAAAAUAUAAAAAAAAGGCAGUAUAUUCAGCGUCAACUGUCUCGAUACAGCAGCUUGCUAUGAUUUAUAAGCCUAUUACUGUAUUAAUCUAUGGUCGAUGA